Messenger RNA from Populus trichocarpa (black cottonwood), 1201 nucleotides. RefSeq names its product exosome complex component RRP41-like. Lineage: Eukaryota; Viridiplantae; Streptophyta; Magnoliopsida; Malpighiales; Salicaceae. The record is from RefSeq and is a predicted model, not a curated record. Gene Ontology annotation, biological process: poly(A)-dependent snoRNA 3'-end processing; nuclear mRNA surveillance; rRNA catabolic process. Gene Ontology annotation, cellular component: cytoplasmic exosome (RNase complex); nuclear exosome (RNase complex); nucleolus. Bases 122 to 895 code for a protein of 257 amino acids. The transcript is spliced from 7 exons.
GUCAGAAAAAAGGACAGCCUACGAAAAAAAAGCCCUCGUGUUUGCUUCCCUCUGGCUGCCGCGAGGCGAGAACAGAAUACCAAGGAAAAACCAGAGCAAAAAAAAGGUCAAAGCAAGCACAAUGGCUUCCACAGGUGGUGCUGCCCCAGGCACUUACACUCCCACUCCCACCAAGAAAACCCAACGUUCUUCAUUCUUCUCUGACUCUGAUGUCGACUGGCUUCGUCCCGAUGGUCGUGGUUUCCACCAGUGCCGACCUGCUUUUUUCAGGACUGGUGCGGUGAAUUCUGCUGCAGGAUCUGCAUAUGCUGAAUUUGGAAAUACAAAGGUCAUCGUUUCUGUGUUUGGGCCUAGAGAAAGUAAGAAAGCAAUGGUGUACAGUGAUGUGGGCAGGCUUAAUUGCAAUGUUAGCUGUACCACUUUUGCCACCCCUGCUCGUGGACUGGGAUCAGAUAAUAAAGAGUUCUCUUCCAUGCUUCAUAAGGCUUUGGAAGGCGCAAUCAUGUUGGAAACUUUUCCCAAGACAACUGUAGAUGUGUUUGCAUUGGUGUUAGAAUCUGGCGGCAGUGAUCUUCCUGUUGUAAUAUCUUGUGCAAGCCUUGCCUUGGCGGAUGCAGGGAUUAUGAUGUAUGACCUUGUUGCUGGAGUUUCUGUGUCUUGUCUUGGUAGAAACCUCAUCAUUGAUCCAAUUUUGGAAGAGGAAAGUUUUCAAGAUGGAAGCCUGAUGAUCACUUGCAUGCCUUCUCGUUAUGAGGUCACGCAGCUUUCUAUUACAGGGGAAUGGUCAACUGCAAAACUGAAUGAGGCAAUGCAGCUUUGCUUGGAUGCUUGCUCAAAGCUGGACAAGAUAAUGAGGGCAUGUUUGAAAGAGGCUGCUUCAGCUUCACUGGAUUAGAAAGAACCCCUUUCUAGUAAUGUUGCUAGUAUAAUAUAGGUCACCUUUUAGCUGUUUUUUCCUUUUCUUUUUCUUUCCCCCUUUAAACAACAAAUAAUUUAUCCAUUUUUGUGAGAACUUUCAAUUUUCCUGAUUAAUGCUCACCUGUCUCUACAUUUUACCUUUUUAUCUCUACUAUCGAUAUAUUUCUGUAGCCUGUGUUUCAUGAAAGCCAGCUUCUUACACCAGUGGAGUGGUGUUGAAUUUUUUGUAAUGUAUUCUUUGUUAAUAGCUGGAGCUGUAGCUUCUAGUCUCAUCUUAUGGUCA